Alternaria postmessia is the source of this 1875-nucleotide messenger RNA. RefSeq lists its product as uncharacterized. Gene Ontology annotation, biological process: SRP-dependent cotranslational protein targeting to membrane. The coding region runs from base 1 to 1875 and encodes 624 amino acids. Gene Ontology annotation, cellular component: signal recognition particle, endoplasmic reticulum targeting. Gene Ontology annotation, molecular function: 7S RNA binding; endoplasmic reticulum signal sequence receptor activity; signal recognition particle binding. The transcript is spliced from 3 exons. The record is from RefSeq and is a predicted model, not a curated record. Lineage: Eukaryota; Fungi; Ascomycota; Dothideomycetes; Pleosporales; Pleosporaceae.
AUGGACAUCACCAAGUUUGUGACCGACUACCGCGAGUCGGCCUUCCUGAUAGGCGACUACAAUACCUACCACGGCCAGUUGUCGCGCCGUCUCCGAAUCGUGAACAAGAAGCUUGGGCGGGCAACACCCAAGAACGCCAAAUAUGCCGCAAAGGCCCCGGUGACGGCAGAGGAUAUCAAGAACAACAAUGAGGCUCUUCACGUGCUCCUGCUCAACUCGGAACGCGCAUGGGCGCAGGCCAUGGCCACAAAGGCUUCUCACUCUGAAGACAACGCCGACAAGAGCAUCACUGGUUCUACACGCCAACACAUCCUUUCUCGCCUGCACAAGGCCAUUCAAUAUGCAAAGCAGGCUGUAGAUCUCAUCUCUGACACGAGCGCGAGCGGCGCUUCCGAAACGGAUGUGCUUGAAGUAAAAGCAUAUGCAUACACUCUGGCUGGAGCGCACGAGUUUGAGAAGCAAGCCGAGGGCAUCAAGAGCAAGAAUGCUUCGCCCUCGCGCUGGGCUCCCUGUCUCACCAACUACUCGGCGGCGCGCGUCAUCUACAGCUCUUUGUUGAAAGCUACGAGGAAGGACCUGUUCAAGGAUGUCAUGGCAGGUACCACCGACCCAAGCAUACGCUAUGCUGCGUACCAGAGUCGCAUUCCACGUACUGUAGGUGUUCCGGCGGUUGCAAUCAAGUAUUUCCCAAAGGACGAUGCAGAGCUAGUCCAGGCUGUGCAGAAGCUUGACUCGGCAGCCUUGAAGGAAGAGGAAGCAGCCUCAUCUCACACCCAGAUCACAUGGCGAGGCCGAACAGCAAACGUGGUGGAUGCCGCAAUUGGGCAGGCUCUAGCAUCUGUCGAUACCGCCUCUGCUGCUCUUGACCAAUCCGCGACCUCCACCUCAUCCCCCAAGGACCGAGCCAACGCGUACGACGAUAUCCUCAUCGCAAGCCAGGACGCGGUUGAUGCAACACGAAGGGCGAUCGAGGAGCUUGAGAAGGAAGGUGUCGACGAGGGCGAUGCGCGUAUGCAGGAUCUCCGUGUCACGAACCUGGCUGUCAACUAUGACCUGAUAUCAUGGAGAGUUGGGCGGAACAGAGUGCUUGUUGGCAAAGACGAUGGGCUCACGUUUCCUGCGAAUCCCCCGCAGAAACCGCGACGGCCGCGUAAAGACGGCAAGCAAUGGGUUGAACGGGAGGAACCCACUGGCCGCAAGCUGGCACGUCUGCGAGAGCGCAUCGCUCUGUACGAUGCGAUCCUGCAAAGUAUUGACUCGGUCAAAGACCUAAGAGGUGCUGCUCGCGAUACUGGCUUCAUUUCUGAACUCGACGGACAGCGCGCAUAUUUCCAAGCGCUAAAGUGUUUAAACUUGUCGCACUCGUAUGCAUUUUUGUCGACACCAAAACAAGCGUUGGCGCUUUGCAACAGAGCAUUGACGUUGGCAAGCCAAGCGGCAUCAGCUCCAAGAUCCCAAUCACCUUCAAGUUCGAGCGCACCCAAGAUGGAAGUGUCAGGUGAACAGACACAGACGCUAAAGAAGAAUCUGGAGAAUCUGAACUCGCACUACCGAGGUGUUGUGGCGCUUUCGCAACUGUUUGCAAACUCAGAGACCGCGUCCAAGGCCGGACUGGCGAAUGCCGCACCCGUUGUUGAGAGACUGAACGAAUACCCAUCAUCAGGCUCGGUUGAUCUCAAGAACCUUGUUACAUGGCCUCCGAAAUUGAAGCCUGUACCAGUCAAGCCUCUCUUCCUCGAUGUAGCGUGGAACUACGUCGAGUAUCCUGGACGCGCACCGCAAGUGCAGGAACCAGAGCCAGAAAAGGCGCCGGUUGAGGAGAAGAAGAAGGAGAAGCCGCAGGCCAAGAAGGGUUGGUUCUCCUUUGGUAGAUAA